Molecule: messenger RNA, 3327 nt
Organism: Tripterygium wilfordii
Lineage: Eukaryota; Viridiplantae; Streptophyta; Magnoliopsida; Celastrales; Celastraceae
Product: disease resistance protein RPV1-like
Biological process (GO): signal transduction; defense response
Molecular function (GO): ADP binding
Source: RefSeq, a predicted model, not a curated record
ACACAAAUCCUCUCCAUUUCCUCAUCUGGACGGAAAACCCUUGUUACGAUCAUCUUUACACUCCAGUUCUGGUAAGUCUCGAUUGUUCUGUUGGAUGUUGCUUGCUUCUUUCUAUCUUAUUCUCUCUCUCAUGGAGCCUCUGUUAUCAUGCCUCUUCAUACCUUCUUCCACUCAGGUCUGAAUUUGUGUUUUUCUUCUAUCUUUUCUGAUUCAGAUCUGAAUUUGUGACUUCUAUUUUGGAAUUUUGAAAUUGGGUUUAAUUUUGAGACUGGACUCGCAGAUUAGGCGGGUUUCAUGUUCUGCACUGGAUUCGAAUUGGUUGUGUCAUGUUAUUUUGUGUAGGGUUGCAGCAGCGGGCCGAAGUUUCAGGAGGAGCAAUCUGCUAAAUGGCAGCUUCUUCUAGCAUACAUCCUCCUCCUCAACCGAAGUUUGAUGUUUUCAUUAGUUUCAGAGGAGACACUCGUCAGAACUUUCUUAGUCAUCUUCAUGCUGCUCUGUCCACAGCCAACAUUGUAACUUUCAUAGACGAUCGUCUCAACAGAGGAGACGAAAUUACAGAGGCACUUUUAACAGCAAUUGAGGAAUCGAAACUGUCCAUAGUACUCUUUUCCAAAAACUAUGCUAAUUCGAGAUGGUGUCUGGAUGAAAUUGUAAAGAUACUCGAAUGCAAGAGAACGAAUGGGCAAAUAGUUGUACCAGUCUUCUAUAAUGUCAAUCCAUCAGUUGUACGUAACCAAACAGAACGUUUUGGGGAGGCUUUUGCUCAACAUUCAGAGAAGAACUUUCACAAGAUACCAAUGUGGAAGGAUGCACUCAAAGAAGCAGCUGGUUUAUCUGGGUGGGAUUCCCAUGUCACAAGCCCAGAUGCUACACUUGUUAAUAACAUUGUUGAAGAUGUUUCAGCCAAAGUUGGUUCAUUAACCUCAAGCGGAAAUGAUGAUAGUUUUGUUGGAAUGAAUGAACGCGUUCAAGAAAUUGAAUCGCUAUUGAGUAAAUCUUCCAAAGAUGUUCACACCAUAGGAAUUUGGGGGAUGGGAGGUAUUGGUAAAUCAACUCUUGCUCAAGCUUUUUUCAACGAAGUGUAUGCCCAAUUUGAUGCAUAUUGCUUUCUUGACAAUGUUAGAGAAGAAUCCCAAAAUUGCCGUCUAAAAGAAUUACGAAAGGAACUUCUCUCCGCAAUGCUGAAGAGCGAUAAUCUGAAUCUCAACACUCUUUCUUCUUUAAGACUUCCUCUUGUAAGGAACAGAUUGCAGUAUAAAAAGGUACUUGUUGUUUUUGAUGAUGUGAACGAUUUUCAACACAUACAACAUCUAGUAGGAAAAUUUGAAUGGUUUGCUCCAGGAAGUAUAUUCAUCAUAACAAGUAGAGAUAAGCAAGUGUUGAAGAAUUUAGUUGAUCAGCUCUACGAGGUUAGAGGAUUGAAUUCCCAUGAAGCACUUUGUCUUUUUAGCCAAUAUGCUUUCAGACAACAUCAUCCUCCCAUUAAUCAUGUAUGGUUAUCAAACAAGGUGAUAGAGUAUGCUGAUGGUAAUCCUUUAGCUGUCAAAGUUUUGGGUUCCUAUCUACUUGAAAAGAGCGAGGAAGAGCAACAAUGUGCAAUGGAUAAACUGGAAAGAAUGCCAAACAUGGAUGUUCAUAAGGUUUUGCAAAUCAGCUACGAUGAAUUGGACCAUGAUGCAAAAAAUAUCUUUCUCCAUAUUGCUUGCUUCUUUAAAUUCUUUAAAGACAGGGAUGUUGAAGAAGUAAAAUGUCUUCUGAGAGACUGUGGUUUCUUCGCGGAGGAUGGAAUACGCGUUCUUAUUGACAAAUCUUUAAUAGCAAUUCGCAAAAAAUUUCCAUGGACGCAUGAUUCACAACAAAUUUUAUGGAUGCAUGAUCUACUACAAGAAAUGGGGCGAGAAAUUGUCCGUCAAGAAUCUGUGGACGAGCCGGGAGAACGUAGCAGGUUAUGGGAUCCUCAAGACGUCGCUCAUGUGCUGGCAAAGAAUACUGGCACUAAAAAAGUUCGCGGCAUAGUACUUGAUACCUCCACCUCAAAAAGGGUAAUUAGAGUAUCUCCUACUACUUUUAAAAGGAUGCCCAAUGUUAGACUCCUCCAGAUCACUAAAUAUUAUUGGCAAAAACCGAAAGUGCAACUUCCUCAAGGCCUUGAAUCUCUUCCCGCUGAGUUAAGGUAUCUCCGAUGGUGUGAUUACCCGUUGACAUAUUUGCCAAGGGGUUUUGAUCCCGUGAAUCUAGUUGUACUUGAAAUGCAGAACAGCCAUCUUCAACAACUUUGGCAUGGAAGACAGGAUCUCCCAAACUUGAAACGUAUUGAUCUUUACUACUCACGGAAUUUUAUCAGAAUCCCAAAUUUGACACUUGCCCCAAACCUUGAGACUCUUUCAUUGGCUGGAACUGCAGUAGAAGAAUUGCCAUCGUCAAUCCAAUAUCUCCGUUCACUAGUUCAUGUAAAUCUCUGUUAUUGCAAGAGGCUUAGGAAUCUUCCAAUUGGUAUUGGUAACUUGAAAUGCCUUAGAAAAUUAUAUUUGAGUUGGACUGCAAUAGAGGAAUUGCCCUCAUCAAUUGAAAGUCUCACUGAACUAAGGCAUUUGUAUCUCACGGAUUGUGAGAGGCUUAAGAAUCUUCCAAUUGGUAUUGGUAACUUGAAAUGCCUUCGAAAAUUAUAUUUGAGGGGGACUGCAAUAGAGGAAUUGCCCUCAUCAAUUGAAAGUCUCACUAAACUACGGUAUUUGGAUCUCACGGAUUGUGAGAGGCUUAGGAAUCUUCCAAUUGGUAUUGGUAACUUGAAAUGCCUUGAAAACUUAGAUUUGAGUGGGACUGCAAUAGAGGAAUUGCCCUCAUCAAUUGAAAGUCUCACUCAACUAUGUCAUUUGAGUCUCACGGAUUGCGAGAGGCUUGGGAAUCUUCCAAUUGGUAUUGGUAACUUGAAAUGCCUUGUAUCCUUAGAUUUUAGUGGGACUGCAAUAGAGGAAUUGCCCUCAUCAAUUGAAAGUCUCACUGAACUAUAUAUAGCAUUUGGAUCUCACGGAUUGCAAGAGGUUUAGGAGUCUUCCAAUUGGUAUUGGUAACUUGAAAUGCCUUGAAGACUUAUAUUUGAGUGGGACUGCAAUGGAGGAUUUUGAAUUUGAUCGCAGGAAUAAUUGAGUCGUCAUGAACAUUUCUAUGUUUCAAGAGUCCACAUGCGAAGAUGAAAUUGAUUGUUGAGUUUUGAUGUUUCUUUUUGAUUUGUCUAUUUGCUUCCUUCUAUUAUAUGUUAAAGAGUUGUGUGUGGAACUAAUUGAGGUAAAUGGCUGUUGGUGUGUCAAAAAGCCUUUUUGAGUUGUA